AUGACGUCUAUCCGUUACUGUUUACGACUAGGAGCCCCAUCACUUGUUUGCCUCUACGUGGUCGUCUUUAAUGGUUUGGUUUGGGGCGCGCCCCCAACGGAUGAUAGUGAAAGUACGAUAGCUCCAAUGGGCGAAAAAAUUGCAGGCUAUGCCACUAAUGCAAUUUGCCGUAACAAUUUGGAGGCCAUGCUAUUGCUCUAUGUUGAUGCGGAGGAGAUAUCUUCUUCUUUGUAUGCCCUAUCACUUACAAUAGGGGAAUCCAACGAUUCACCAGAAGUAAAAGCAUCACAGCAAAAGGAGUGUGACGAAUAUAGGGAGAACCUUAAAACAUUAAUACCCACUCUCCGAGAAUACGUCAAUUUAAGAGAUUUGUUUAAUAAUUACCUGGCGAUUAUGGACGAAUUUCACGCAGGCGAUCUAACAUACGAGAGAAUGACUGAACUCAGUGAGGCUGUGUUAAAUCUGGAACAAGAAUUCGAAGGUAAGGAGGAGCUAGCAGAAAACAUGAUUGGAUCAAAAUUCGUCGAAUAUGUAUCAGGAAAUAUACGACAAGUGGAAGAGUUCCUUGCAGAACAUAGGGCUCCGGAGUCACUUGAAUCAAAUAAACCUGCCGAACCAAGUUUGAGAGCAAAAACACCUUCACCAAGUGCAACCAGUCAGAAGGUACCCACGAAUGAAAGAAAGUCUGCAGGUGACAUGAUAAAGACGAUAAUUGCUAUUAAAACGAUGACCAUUCUUUCUCUAAUUGCAGUUCUCUGA
Molecule: messenger RNA, 759 nt
Organism: Babesia bigemina
Lineage: Eukaryota; Apicomplexa; Aconoidasida; Piroplasmida; Babesiidae
Exons: 1
Coding region: 1-759 (252 amino acids)
Source: RefSeq, a predicted model, not a curated record